This is a messenger RNA of Culicoides brevitarsis, 1845 nucleotides long. RefSeq names its product proclotting enzyme. The transcript has 7 exons. Gene Ontology annotation, biological process: proteolysis. The coding region runs from base 1 to 1845 and encodes 614 amino acids. Lineage: Eukaryota; Metazoa; Arthropoda; Insecta; Diptera; Ceratopogonidae. The record is from RefSeq and is a predicted model, not a curated record. Gene Ontology annotation, molecular function: serine-type endopeptidase activity.
AUGUUUGUUAUUAUGUUGAUUCUCCUUGCAAUUGUUUCAAAAUGUAGCAGUCAGUUUUUCUUGUCGGAUGAUGAUGACUCGGAGGAAAGUGAUUCCAAUGAGAAUUCUGAUGAUUCAUUAUUUCCCGUGCCAAAAAUGAUCAGCAAUUUCGGCAGCAAUUUAUUCGGCAACAUGUUUUCAUCGGGAGACAAAAAACCCCCAAACCGUCGCGAAUCCAUUGUUCAAACAACAACAACUGAAGAGCCCAAUCGUGACGGGCGCUUAAUUUCAUCAUCCGCCUUCAAUAAAAUAUCCGAGACUUUAGGAGCUCUCAACACUGUCGGGCGCCUAAUUGUCAACAUGACACGCGGUCAAAGCGUUUCUCUCACGAAUAACAACGUCAAGCCAAGCGACAGUGUCCCAAAUGCCAUACUUACGCUCACAUCGAACGUCCUCGGGCAAAACUUAACGAAAAAAAUCGAGCCGUUCAUCAAACGAGAACCCGUCGUGACGCAACAAUUGCAACCCGUACAACAAAAACCGACUUAUUCCAUUGCCAAUUAUCACGACGAAGAUGUCGAGGAAACCACAACGAAGAAAGCCAAACGGAAAAACCCAAAGAAACAAACGAGUCAGUCGAAAAUCGAUCAAGUUCCGUCAGAAAAUGCACUUUUCGAUCCGAGUUUGUAUUUGUCGCCGAACGAAACGAAAGCAACUGCCGAUGCCGACGUGCAAGGAAAGGAAGGGGAACAUCGUUGCACGACUCCAGCAGGCAAACCAGGUCGUUGCGAAGACUUAAGUAACUGUCCGGGACUGUUAUUGAACCUUUCGCAUCUCCGCGAAUCACUUUGCUUCAAAAGUUUGUUCGUGCCCGGUGUUUGUUGUCCCUUGGAUGAGCUUUCGGAGGAUCCCGUGACUCAAAGACCGCAAAAAUUGACAACUGCACCGCCGCAUCGAACGACGACACGACAAACGUUGAUCCUGAAACCGACCUCGAGACGUCCUUUGGUGCCCGUUCAAACAAUUAGCAACGAAAAUCAGUCGCCGUCGCAGUCUUUGGUGCAAAGUGGUUUUGAAAAUUUCGUUGAUCCCGAGGAUUGUGGGCAACAGGAAGUCAAUUCGGGUCGAAUUGUAGGCGGAAAGAAGGCUCAAAGUGGUGAAUGGCCUUGGAUGGCUGCCAUAUUCUUACACGGCUCGAAACGCACUGAAUUCUGGUGCGGCGGAAGUUUAAUCGGCAAAAAGUACAUUUUAACAGCAGCUCAUUGCACGAGAGAUUCUCGUCAAAGACCUUUCGCUGCCAAUCAAUUCACUGUGCGCCUUGGAGACAUCGACCUCUUGAGUGACAAAGAAGAUUCCGCUCCAAUUACGAUAAAAGUCAAGGAAGUUCGGGCCCAUCCGAGUUUCUCCCGCGUUGGUUUCUACAACGACAUUGCCAUUCUCGUGUUGGAAGAAAAUGUUCGCAAAAAUAAAUACGUUAUCCCACUGUGUCUUCCUCAACCAACUCUGAAAAAGGCUCGUUUACCCGGAAGAAGAGCUACAGUCGUUGGAUGGGGCACCACAUAUUACGGCGGAAAAGAGUCAAAUGUACAAAGACAAGCGUUGUUGCCAAUUUGGCGCAAUGAGGACUGUAAUCGAGCGUAUUUCCAACCGAUUACGGAUAAUUUUCUUUGUGCCGGGUACAGCGAAGGAGGAGUUGACGCGUGUCAGGGCGACUCUGGAGGUCCAUUAAUGAUGGAAAUCGACGGAAGAUGGACCCAACUUGGAAUUGUAUCGUUUGGAAAUAAAUGCGGAGAGCCAUCAUAUCCAGGCGUUUACACGCGCGUUUCUGAAUACAUGGAUUGGAUACGUGAAAACACCCGAAACUAA